This is a messenger RNA of Daphnia pulicaria, 2532 nucleotides long. RefSeq names its product DDB1- and CUL4-associated factor 10-like. The record is from RefSeq and is a predicted model, not a curated record. Gene Ontology annotation, cellular component: Cul4-RING E3 ubiquitin ligase complex. Bases 334 to 2349 code for a protein of 671 amino acids. Gene Ontology annotation, molecular function: protein binding. NCBI's taxonomy places the organism in Eukaryota, Metazoa, Arthropoda, Branchiopoda, Diplostraca, Daphniidae. The transcript is spliced from 9 exons.
GCAAGCGCCGUAUCAAGACCUACUAAAAAGAUUUCUCCGACAGUUGGGGCCCCCAAGCCUCCUAUUCUCUAUUCAUAUUAUUGUCAAUUGUGUGUGUUUGUAAUAUCACUUGUGAACUAAAUUGUACAAAUAGGCAGUGCCGAGAGUGGGUUAUUUCAACAAUAUUUCGAAUGAAAAUAAGCAGUCUGUAGUAAUCAAUCGUUCAUGCAAUAUCGUAUGAAUAUAUGCAAAAAAAUCGUUUUCGUUAGAAAUUUCACUAUUGACUGUCCACAAUACGAAUGGGGUAUGGUGUCCAGUGUAAAUAAACAUCAUUAGACAAGAACAGUUAAAGAAAUGGGACUAUAUAAGUCAUAUUCAUCGCAUACAGUGAGUAGGUUUGUGCUUCAGCGCGAGCUCGGAAACAAAUUCCCGCUUGGUUUUCAAGAUUAUUUCCAGCAAAGGAUUUACAAAUCAUUUUCAAGUGAUCCUAAAUAUGGAUUUUGGGAUCAGUCAACAAGCACCAAAUCAGGAAGUAGUGCUCGGCAUGGUGGAGUUUUCAAUCUUGAGUAUUCACCUGAUGGAUCCAUUCUCAUUGCAGCUUGUGAACAAAAGAGCUUCAUAGUAUUUGAUCCUAUAACAAGAAAAGAUGUCCAUAGUGUAUAUAAUUCACAUUCAGACUCAGUGAACUGUGUUAAAUUUCUUGACUGUCGAACAUUUUCCACAUGUUCCGAUGACACUACCAUUGCAUUGUGGGAUAUCAGAAACUUGAAGCAGAAAAUGAGAACUUUAAGAGGUCAUUCCAACUGGGUGAAGAAUAUUGAAUUUGUAAAAGAAGAAGGCUUACUUGUCACUUCUGGUUUUGAUGGCUGUGUUUUUACUUGGGAUAUCAAUAACUACACUGAACAAGGUCUUAUGAGUCAGAGGGUUUUCCACACUAAAGGUCUAAUGAGGAUGAGAUUAACUCCUGAUAACAGCAAAAUGGUGUUAAGCACUGCUGGUGGAUAUAUUAUGGUUAUCCAUAAUUUAGAUUUUGCUACCCUUAAUCAAGACCUUGCUGGAUUUAAACCCAACAUGUAUAGAUUGAUGCAAAUAAGCCAGACACCUAUUUCACUGGCUACCGACUUUAGUCAUCUAUUCACAUCCAAAAGAAAUCGAAUAGAACUGAUUUCCGAUUGGCCAAUAGGAAAUGAAGCCGAAGUCGUUUCUUCUUUGCAUGUUCACCCACAAGGAUGGUGUGUCGUCAGUCGAAAUACUAGCAACGUGGAUAAAUCUGAAUGGACUUGUGUCCAUGACAUUCAGGAUACUUCUGUGGACUCGCCAAUUAUUUCACGACAACGCCCUCGGGUUGAAAACGAGGAAAGUCAGCCAACCACUUCAUAUCCUGUAUCAUCGUCUUCCAGCAGUUCUUCUUCUGAUCAGAGUGAUGAAGAUAUCCAUCAAUCGAGAGUACCUACCACAAACGUAGCUCCAGGUCCACAGGUGGAAGUACGAAUUACCGCUCCAUUGCAAUGGGGAACUCGACCUGGAGAAGCCGCUGGCUUCCAUCUUCGUCGCGACUCUGAUAGAGUCACUGUUGCGAAUGAAUCAACAGAUAAUUUAGAAGUCAGAAUUCCAAGCGAAGAAGUACUUGAGGCACUGGAAAGUUUUCGUCGUGCGCAAUCGGGCGAAGGUGACGCCCAUUACUCUGAAUUCCGAAUCCGCCACCGUAUGUAUCACAGAAAUUCUACGCCUCUUCCAGCCGUCCAGUUGAAUAACAACGCACCUGAUAAUGGUGAAGCAUCGUCUAGUUCAUUACUUGUAACAGGACAGCGCGACGAGUCUCAAAGAGAGGGCGUAGCUUGGGAAGAUUCAGAAAAUCCAGCUCAUUUUGUCCGUGCUGUGGCUGAUUUAGCCGCACAUUCUGUUCAUCUCCUUGACCCAUUCCGUUUAAGGUCUCGUCAUGGCAUUCGUCGGCAUCCACCGUCGUUGACUUAUUAUGCGGAGAGUAGAGGAGAUUUAAAGAUGCAUAUCCAUUCAAACCUAAACCGAAUAACUUAUUUCGUCAAGGAGCCAAAUGUGGGACAUGGUUAUUUAAAAGAAAUGUGUUUCUCCCCUGAUGGGCGGGUUAUUGCGAGUCCAUUUGAUAAUGGUGUUCGACUCCUUACAUUUAAUCCUCAGUGUUCAGAUAUGACGUACAGUUUGUCGACGUCAGCCAUUAGGGGCACACACUGUGACGGAGACGAAAAGGAACCACCCUACGCGUUGCAUGAAUUAACAGCCAACAAAGGACAUUCAGAUGUGGUUUUAUCCACGGCGUUUAGUCCUACUCAUCCACUUUUUGUCUCGGGAUGUCUUGGUGGAAAGAUCGUCUGGCAUCAACCUGUUCUUUAGCCGCGUUGGAUUUUCCUACACCGAAUCCAGAUUCCAUCAGCUCCUCUAUUUAAAUUCUACUCCACUCAAAAAUGUUCCUUUAAAAGUGCGACUGUUCACCGAAAUUUCAUUUGGAUCUGAAAGUAUAGAAAUCUAACAAAUUUGUACAGAAAAGAAAUGAAAUAAAAUUGUGAGUUCUGCGAA